Molecule: messenger RNA, 1471 nt
Organism: Medicago truncatula (barrel medic)
Lineage: Eukaryota; Viridiplantae; Streptophyta; Magnoliopsida; Fabales; Fabaceae
Exons: 6
Coding region: 4-1275 (423 amino acids)
Source: RefSeq, a predicted model, not a curated record
UUUAUGCAGAGUGUAAAGUCAAAUUUUGAAGAUGUUGAUCUUGGAGACUCCCAGGAAACAACCCAGUCAAAUUUUGAAGAUGUUGAUCUUGAAGACUCUCAUGAAACAACUCAGACUAAUAAUAAUCAAGUUUCUUUAAAUGAUGAUGCCUCCAAAUCUGAACCCUCUUCCUCCACCACAUCUCCUAUUGCGUCUCAGAUUCCUUCAAUGCCUUCUAAAGAUUUUGAUUUGAAUUUGCACAUGGAGAGUUUAUAUCGACAAUUUCAAGAAGAUUCUAAAGGUCACGGUUAUGGUAAUGAAAAUCAAAAUGCACGAACCACUAAAGAAUUUGCAGCUUGGGUUGAAGCUGAAGCAGCAUCAUGGCACGCGUUGACUUCAUCAAAGUUGGAAGGUUCAACGUUAGAAAACACAGAAGCAGCAACAUUUUCCACCAUUUCAGAAACAAAGAAUGUGCCACCUAUACAAUUAGACGUUGCACCUAAACAAAAGGAAGUUGGUGAUGGAAAAACAUGCAUACCCUCUUCUUCAAUUGUCAAUACAAAGCUUCCUGCCAAAAAAUAUGAUGAUAUUGGAGACUCCCAUAAAACUAUUGAAAUGGAAGACAUUAACAUACUGAUCGAGGAGGACCCAAUUCUUGCACUUGAGAAACUUCUGACUGGAGUGCAAAGUUUCUCCAUUGAAACUUUACUUCAAGAAUUGAAGACUUUUAUGGAAUCAUUAUCAGACCUUGACCAUCUUGUAUCUAACCAAGAGUCUAAAAAGAAAUUGAUUUCGCUUUUUCAUGGAUUGAAUCUGCAUCAAGGACUCUUACCUUCUGAUGUGAAGGAGUACGUUGAGAAAGUGCAGAACUUCUUCAAGGACAACAUUAUCAAACAUGCCACCUCUCAAGAAGUGAUAGAGAAGCACAACCAACUUCUUGAUUCUAAAACUGAUCUCAUGAACAAACUUUUGAGUGCAAAGAGUUCACAAACUCACAUUGACGACAAAACUUCAACUGCCAAAGCUAAAAUACAGGAGCUCUCUUUGCAAAUUGAUGAACUUAGGAAAAAGUUGGCAGACCUUGAGAAUCAAAGAGAUGAUUUGAAUUCAGUAUUGAACCAAUGUGAUGUUCAGAUGAAGAAGUUGAAGGCUGAAUGUUCUAAGUGGGCCCAACAAAGUGAAGAAUUGCUUUCUGCACUUGCUUUGUCAGAGGUCAAUGCCAAAGAAAUUGAACGUGCGAGGACUUUGGCAAAAGAAGGCUUUACAAAUUUAAAAUCUUUGUUUCCUACAUUUUAGGGCAUCCCUAAAAUCUAGGAAAUGAAGGUUGUACAUUAUGGUUUUUGUUAAUCUCAUUUUGUUUCUGUAUGUUUACUAUUGCACUCUUUUUUCCUUCACCUGGUUUUAUCCCAUUGGGUUUUACAGGCAAGGUUUUUAAUGAGGCAGUUGUCCGACAUUAUUAUUCCCUUGUGUAUUGAUUGGCCUAGUCCCCCAU